Messenger RNA from Melampsora larici-populina 98AG31, 1860 nucleotides. RefSeq lists its product as uncharacterized. Bases 487 to 1560 code for a protein of 357 amino acids. Gene Ontology annotation, molecular function: glutamine synthetase activity. The transcript has 9 exons. Lineage: Eukaryota; Fungi; Basidiomycota; Pucciniomycetes; Pucciniales; Melampsoraceae. Gene Ontology annotation, cellular component: cytoplasm. The record is from RefSeq and is a predicted model, not a curated record.
GAUCGAGUGGAAUGAAUGUUUUUUAUAGAAUUCGAUGAUUGAUGAAAAUGGUGAAGAAAAGGCUGGAAAAGUAAAGGUUAUGAUGACAAUACAUGUUACAAAGAGUUCAGAUUAGGAUCCAAUCAGGAUUCAGAACUGAAGAAGAGCUGUGAAACUGAUGAAACGAUCAUGUAGUGGAGAAAUGAUUGAGGCGGUGAAGAGGUAAGAAUGAAUCCAGAUAGAUUUUGAACAGUUGAUCAAGUUUACACUGUAACUACACACACCCAACCCACCGUAGACAAGGCUUUGGAUCCGUUCCUCCCGGUCCCGAUGAGAAUUUACACAAUUGAAGUUGUUCAAAAACCUUUUCUUCGCCCUGAUUCCCCGCAUUCAUCUCACUUCCUUUCUUCCCUGUCUACCAUUACAAUCUUCUCGUUUGAUUAACCCAUCAACUCUUCACUUUACACUUCAACACUUUUCUUAACUAUCAAUUUUCAUCCUUCAAAAAUGUCUGUAAACCCAACUACUUCUGCUCCUGGUCAUCUGGCCAAGUACCUCGAACUACCUCAACCUGAAAACCUUGUUCAAGCUGAGUAUGUUUGGAUUGAUGGAGAAGGUGGUCUUCGUUGUAAAACCACCACUAUGGACCUUCCUGCUUCGGGCCAAGUGACUGUUGCCGACUGCAAAGAAUGGAACUUUGAUGGAUCAUCCACCAACCAGGCUUCUGGUACCGAUUCCGAUGUAUUCUUGAGACCCGCCGCCGUUUUCAAAGAUCCGUUCCGUGGCGGAAAAAAUGUGCUCGUAUUAGCAGAGUGCUACAAUGCUGAUGGAUCCCCAAACAAAACCAACUUCCGAUAUGCUUGCAAGAAGGCCAUGGACGCCGCCGCAGUUCACAAGCCUUGGUUUGGAAUCGAACAGGAGUACACAUUGUUCGAUGCAGAUGGAAUUUCACCCUAUGGUUGGCCAAAGGGAGGGUUCCCGGGACCCCAGGGACCUUAUUACUGUGGUGUCGGUACUGGACGCGUUUUCGCCCGAGACAUUGUCGAGGCCCAUUACCGCUGCUGCCUUUAUGCUGGUGUGACAAUCUCUGGUGUGAAUGCCGAGGUCAUGCCUUCCCAAUGGGAAUACCAGGUCGGUCCCUGUGAGGGAAUUGACAUGGGCGAUCACUUAACCAUGUCCCGAUUCCUCCUUCAUCGUGUCACCGAAGAGUGGGGAAUCAAAGUCUCAUUCCACCCCAAACCCUUGAAGGGAGACUGGAAUGGAGCUGGUGCCCACACCAACUACUCUACUGAAGCUACUCGUCAACCAGGUGGUAUCAAGGCCAUCCAUGAAUACAUUGAGAAGCUUGGUAAGAGGCACAAUGAGCACAUUGCUGUCUAUGGUGAAGACAAUGACAUGAGACUCACUGGUCGUCAUGAGACCGGUCAUAUCGGAACUUCAGCUCCGUCUUGCCCACCGUGGUGCUUUCCAAGGCACGUAGAGGCUACCGGCCAAGGCUACCUCGAAGACCGACGCCCCGCUUCUAACAUUGACCCUUACCGAGUCACCGGUAUCAUUGUCGAGACCACCUUACUUCAAUAAACUUUCUCAACUUGUCUGACCAACAACAAGUCUCUUGCGUAAACUAACCUGAACUGUGUCUUGACUUUCUCAGUGCUCAGUAUCUACAACACAAAUCUGCUUCUGUCUUUUUUUUUGGCUUUUUCUCGUUUUCUUAGACUUUGAUCUGCAUAGUCGUCCGAAAAAAAGAUUGUUUUUAUGUGACUUGGUUGUGCUUGCUCAGCUUGUUCGCAUGUUUACAAAUGAUGUUAACCAAUGAUUAUGCAUGUUAAACGAAUACAUCGAAACGUACCUCUGUUUGACUCUCUGUCUCCCUUCGAU